AUGACGUCAUCAUCGCACCAGAGCAACGGGCACCAGGCUUUCCGUGGUCGGAUUGGUUUGGAGAGCAAAGGAUCAUGGGCUGAUGGAUGGUGUGCGUCACAGAGCGACUCAGAUCCCUACAUACAAAUCUUCUUCGGUAUGUAUUUUGACGUAAGCCAGAAUAAACUGAACCGAAUGCAGCAGGUUUGAGGUCGAAGCUUUUUGCCUAGAGUAAAAAGUCAGUUAAUUUUGCCUUCUUCUGUCCUUUUAGUCGAGCGAUAUCAUCUCGCAAAAAUAGCAGUCUAAAAUGAUAAGCUUGACAUUACACAAUAUUUCCCUAAGAAGGGAUACAAGACUGCGUCGAAUUCAUUACUUGUAUCCAGAAUUCCUGACGUGUACCCAAACUUAACAAAGAGUCGUUAGAUUCUUUUCAAUUUCACAACAAUGGUCUAUUGUUUGUCAAUUCCUGUUUGUUCCUCAGAACAUUUGACAUAUUUUACGAUCAUUGAGUCGGAAGGAGUCGUUAUUGAUGGUGAAAAGAUUUUUGUUAAAGCCUUUGAAGUCUCAAACAGCAAUGACUCUAAGGAUUGGACGUUUUACUCUGAGGGAGGCGUAAAAAAGCAGGUAAUACCCAUUAAAUCGGUUAAGAGACAACAGAAUUCGAGACCAUUAAGUUAGGUAUGCAUGCAUGCAUGCACUCAUUCAUUUCAUCAUACAUACCAGUAUGCUGUCAUCCAUUUCAUCAUGGAUCAUGCAUUGAAAUAUGCAUUCACACAGACAUUAUUCAUUCAUUAAUUCGGCAACAAUUCACUUAUUUCUCAUUUAUUUCUUUGUUUAUUUUUUGGAGGGUGGGGGGUUGUCUCUCUGUUUGUUCUCGAUUUUGGGGAUUUUUCUUUUAUUUCAAAACAUUAUAGGAAUCUAAACACCAAUUUUCUAAAGUUAAAAACAAUUAUUUUCAUCGAUAACAGUACUGUUUCAUAAUUUUCAUCAACCCCAGCACACACGGUCUAAUUUUUCUUUAAAAAUAUGAAUCAUUUUUUAACAUGAACUUAUAUGGAAUUAUCUGUACAAAGUUUUCAGCUAAUGACGACGUAAAAGCAAAGAAUACGACGUUGAAAGACACGUGGGCUCAUUAUAUUCGUAUUUAUCCAAAGAGCCGCACGGGAAAAUGGAUGUGUAUGCGUAUUGCUUUGUAUGGAUGUCCAUCAGGUGAGAUGAAACUUCGGUUAAACUGAGAAUUUAUUUCCUUUAGCAUUCAAAUAGAGACUAACUGGCUAGCUUACAGUUUACACUAAUAAAGGGGGUAAAUUUCUAAAGAAAAGUUUCUAAAUUUUCUAAACACAAUGUGUCGCUGCGAUAGUGGGAGAGCAUGACAAAGGACUGACGCUCAAAGCGUCAGCUUCGAAACUCUUUUUGGUGGCUAAUUUACGUUAUCAACUAAGCUGAUAAUGUUAAAUAACCCUGUUGCAGUUUACACAAACUUGAAUCCAGGAAUUGGGACGAGGGAGGGGGUCCAAAUUUAUAUCCAGACGACACAAAGCCUAGAUAGGCUACGAAAUAAUUCAAGAAAAGUAAAUUCUAAAUGCUUCAAGUUGAGUUGUAUUAUGUGAUCCUGACGCUUUUGGUGUCAGACAAGUCGACAAGAUAACAACAGGUCUAAUGGGUAGACGGAGUGGGUUCCGAGACCCGUAGACCUACCCCCUGGAUUUGCGGUUGUGGCCAAAUCAAAGUGAUUUCCGUUCAGGUUGUCAAAACGUUAUUCAUUUUCACCGUAAACAGACCUUUUCAGGACUACUUUGCACACGAAUGAUAACGAGAGAAUAUUUAAAAAAUUUUUGAAAUACUUGUUUCGAUAAUUUCUCUGUAAUCCUCCGCUAAAAUCACUUUGUUUAUUGUGUUAGUUUAAACUUAAGAUGUUAAAGGAGGUGUAUAAAAAAUAAAUAAUGUCGGUCGCGUUCCUUGAAAUUACUGUUUUGUUCUCUGGCUUUUCUACUGCUGGGCAAAAUAAGAAACGUGUAAGCUGUUGUAGGUUAUAAACCUAUUGGAUUCAUGUUUAUUGUGUAAUUAUCUGUAGCAGGCAGUGUAAUGUCUCUAACGUUAUGUAUCAUUAGAGUCAUUCUUUUUGUCUUUGAGAAAGAUGGUCCUAGAAAGUUCCUUGAUUCUGAUCUCAUUAGCAAUGGAGCACUUGCGAAGAAGCCUUUAAAAGAAACUCUCUUUUUAGGUAGGAACUACUGAAAAGGAGGCAUGAUAUAGUAAUUCAGUGUUAUCUUAUCGUUAUCGUUGCUUCCGAAAUGUACUUUAAAUGUAAACACUUUAUUUUGUACUUUUCAGUAAUUCCAAUUGUAUUGUUUGGUUGUGUGAUCAUUGCUGGUCUGUUAUGCUUCUGCUGUCGGCACAGGUGGGUAACACGAGGAGUAGACAUAACGGGGCUCCUAAGAUAAAAUUUCGGGACUGAAACAACAUGGAAGGGAGGGUAUCUGAGAAAUUGCACACCCUCCCCUCCGUUAACCCAACAUUGGCCCUAACUUGUUAUCAGUUUACUUUUAUUGGGUUAGGGGCGGGGGAGGUGCGCAAUUGCUCUGAUAAUAACGCUGAUCCACAGUUUAUCACAAAGAAAUAUGUUACACAUACGAACGUGGGAUCCAAAAAAAAGAUGAGGAUUCCAGCCCCAGCCGGUUUUAAUUUCAUCUUCCCAUACUCUAACACUGGGCUACUGUGCAUUUGUUGGAGAAACAACCCAUCUAAAGGGUUCGGAAGUAUUUGGUUGAUUUAAAUUUAGAAAGAGGUGGUUUUGUGUCAGAAAUUUAUGAUGAAAUUAUGUUUAGUUAGAAGUGUAUAUGUUAGAAGUAUAUGUUAGUGUUGAUAUGACGUAUAGUAUACAGAAUGCAAAUGAGAAGGUGGAGCAGUGUAAAAAUGAUGAUGUGACAGAUGUUGAUGUUUGAUCGCGUUAUAAGUUGCAUUGUUAAUGGUUGUAAUUGAGUGUCCUUUAACAUUGCUGAGAGUUGCGAGAACAAACGUAUUUCUUGCUUCUAUGUCUACCCCGUCACAUUUCUAUCGAUUGGCUAACCUUGACAUUUCUGUAAAUCUCUCCACGAAACGUUAAACGAGAGUUAUUUGUAUCUCAGACCUAAGAGAGCACGUCGAAUAAGAGAGAAGAGAGAAAAGAAAGAGAAAGAAGCACAGCAUCAAACAGAGGUCAAACUUGGAAUUGAUAAUGGGAUAGUCUAUGAGCAACCACCUCCCUAUGAAUUUCAAACUGUCUCCCUUGACUUUAAUAACGACAUAGAAGAUGGUGGGAUUCCGAACGAUAACUCCGCCCAGCUGGAGAAGCCUGUUUUUACUGACGAUAACAAGGUAAUCAGAACAUUAACUUCGCAGCAAUUUUCUCGGAAAUCCUCUCGUCUGAAUAGAAUUAUCACAAGAGCAAUGAAAACAAAAAUUACAUUACUCGAAGGUGGCCGUUUAAAACUUAAAAUACGCCGCGACGUCUGGAACUAGAAAAAUUUUAUAAGGGGUAUGGGUAUGGCGGAGAGACUCUGAUAUUCCCGAAAGAUGUAAUCGCAUUUUUGCAUCAACUGACAAUUUUAUAAGUUUUUUCUGUUCCUUUAUUGAUUAAAUUUGGAAGUAUUCUGGCUGGUGAUUUAACCUAAGAAAGGAGACACUCCCGCAAACCUUAAUAAUAUACAUGCGUUCUCCAAGAAUAUCAUUAGUAACCAUUUUUUUAAUUUGCCAUCUUUCAGUUCUUCUCUUUUGAACGGAACGCUAUUGAUUAUUCUUAAGCUGAAACUACAGUGGGAUUCAACAUGCACUGAAGACGAGCAAGAGUAUUUCUUUUGCUGUGAUGAUUCUGCCAACAUAAUUUUAGAGUGGACACUAUUUCAGGUUAUUGUCUCAGCCUUGAUUUCAUCAUGGCCUGAUCGAUUUUCUAUGGCCAAAUUAAAAUGUACAAUAAAGACUUUGUGAUAAUUUGAUAAACUGAUGAACUUUUUACUUUUGGAAAUAAACUAAUGGCUUUGAAAGACAUUACAAAAUAUAAUAUUCGAACUCCGUAUAAGUUGAAAGGAGAGUUUUGGGUUGAUAUUAUGUCGUCCGAAAUAUUUUAAAUUUGACGUCAAUUGAGGAAAAUGUGCCAUUUUGUUUUUUGUUGAAGAAAUGAAUGUGGAAGUGAUCUUCGCAGUAAUGAACACUACUUAAACAGCGCUCUACCAACUGAGCUAACAAUCUGGAACUAGCAUAGUGACCAGCUCCUAAUUGGCUUGUUAGCUCAGUUGGUAGACUGUGCACCGGUAUCGCAGAGGUCAUGGGUUUAAAUCCCGCGCAGGCUUUGAUUCUUUUUUUCAGGCCUUAUUUUUACUACUGCUUAAGUAGUGUUCAUUACUACAAAAGAUCCCUUCCAUAUUUAUUUUUUGGUUUUUGUGUGUGUGAAAUUCAUUCUCGUGAUAUUCUCAAUCUGAAAACGAAAGGCCGAGGGCAUUAAUGACGGGGAAUAUCCCUAUUAAUUUUUAAUUGCUCUGUGAGCUGUGAGAAUAGAAGGUUUCUGAAUCAGUUUUGGUAAAUCACUCAUCGUGCGUUUCUGAAAAAAGGGUCAAAAUCAGUCAAGGGAGAGCGUGACGUUUUCUUUUCCUGAUGAACUCAAUGAAAUCGAAAGGAGGGGGAAACCCAGAAAAAAUUACACCAUUUAUACUAAUAUAUGCAAAUUUUCCGCAGAAAGAGAGCCAGCUGUUUCAUUAUUUCUGGAAAGAGCUUCAGCUCUUCCGGGAAAGUCCCUUUCAGUUUAUUUACACUCGAAUGACAUUAUCGCAAAGUGAAAUACUUUUGUUGCAGAAAUCUGAAUAUAUCGAUCAAAAUAUUAAGCUAUCAGUAAAAGUGAGUUGGUUACUCAUAUAUCCAGUGUAACUCCAUCUCGUCCCUGCAAGUUGAAUUCAACGUCUAUCUAUCUGUGCACGCAGACAUCCUCAACGUUGGGAAAAUCCCUUCAUUUAAUUUUCACACCUGCGUUACUUAUUACCAACUUGAUGAGUAAGCAUAUUUCGCUUGCGAAGGCUUUCAAGUUCAAGAUAUGGCGUCGGGUUCGAUGUUCUUAGGCCGUUUUGUGUUCUUUCUUCUCCUACUCAGCCAAGGCGGAUUUUUAGUUGCUUAUUCCGUCGAUUAUGACGAAGUUGCAUACUGGGUACCAAUAGUACAAGGUGCUUUAUUUGCUAUAGCAGCGCUCGUGUGGCUGGCUCUCAUCUGUACGAAGCCGAAACUUCGCUGGUUGUUUUAUGUCUGGCUUUCAUACGUUAUUACCCUCGUGGUAAACAUUUGGAUCAUAUUUGGAACUAUCGGAGACAAACUUGACAGCGAAAAAUGGCUCGGUCCUAAUGUCCUGAAGGGAGUUCUGUGUGUCACACCUCCUCUGUUGCUGUUAUUGUUACACAAUGCCGACGAUUUAGAUCGCUCUACUGCGCGCAAACAUCUAGUGUCUAAGCUUUCCUUCCAAAUGGUCGUCAAUCUCUUCGAUGUUGUGGAUAUGUAG
This is a messenger RNA of Pocillopora meandrina, 5494 nucleotides long. Lineage: Eukaryota; Metazoa; Cnidaria; Anthozoa; Scleractinia; Pocilloporidae. The record is from the annotation of a GenBank genome assembly.